GGCUUUCGUCUAUCGCGUUAGAAAACGUCACUCGCCACUGUUUUUGAUCGUUUCCGAAUCGUUCGAAAAAUGUCGAAACCUCGAACUCGAUAUUCUUAUUGAAUAUAAAACAUUGUGUUUUCAUAAUAGGCUGAUAUCAAAAAGCUAGAACCAUUUGGACACUAAGGACACGACAAAUCCCAACAAAAAAAGAUUAGUCGUGUUUUAUUAUCACGCUUAUUUGCGAUCAUUUUGCGAUAUUCUUUUUAACGAUAUCUCUUAUAUUCGAAUGGCGCAUCUAAUCUCGCGCAUAAGAACGACGCAAAUGCGAUGACCAAUGCUUCUGGGUGUGUUGAAGGUGUAUAUGCAGACGGAUUUUUUUUUCAUGUCCCUAACCUUAUCUUCCCGAUUACAUGUUACAAGACGGUUCUAUAUAUUAACUGUGAGAACAAUAAUAAUGGAUACCCUAUUUACUCCAAAUGUUCCCGAUGAAGCGGAAGAUAUACCGCAAACGGACGAACCAGUCUGGAUUCUUGGCAGGAAGUACAAUGCUAUAAAAGAGCUUGAUGCAAUACGCAGGGAUAUUCGAUCCAAACUAUGGUUUACCUAUCGUAAAGGCUUUAUUCCUAUUGGUGGUUGCAACUCUACAUUCACAUCUGACAAAGGUUGGGGUUGUAUGUUGAGAUGUGGGCAAAUGGUUUUGGCCCAAGCUUUAAUUACGUUACACUUGGGUAAAGACUGGCAAUGGAUGCCAGAAACAAAGAAUAACACAUACUUAAAAAUUUUAAGUCGUUUUGAGGAUAAAAGAGCUGCUGCUUUUUCCAUUCAUCAAAUUGCAUUGACAGGUGCAUCAGAGGGGAAAGAAGUUGGACAAUGGUUUGGUCCUAAUACUAUUGCACAAGUAUUAAAAAAAUUAAUUGUAUAUGAUGAAUGGAGUUCUCUUACUAUACACGUUGCAUUAGACAAUACAUUAAUAGUUAACGAUAUUUUGAAACAAUGUAGAAUAGAAGGUGGUGAAACAGCAGAAGCAGAUGGAGAAGUUCCUCUAAAGGCGCCUAGCCAAUGGAAGCCUUUAUUAUUAUUAAUCCCGCUACGUCUUGGACUCAGUGAAAUUAAUCCUGUAUAUAUUAAUGGACUCAAGACAUCGUUUAAGAUUUCACAAUCUCUUGGAGUAAUUGGAGGAAAACCAAAUCUUGCUUUGUAUUUUAUAGGCUGUGUAGGAGAUGAGGUGAUCUAUUUAGAUCCUCAUACUACCCAAAGGUCAGGUAGCGUUGAAGACAAGAUAAGCGAAGAAGAAAUUGAAAUGGAUAUUACAUAUCACUGCAAAUCAGCUAGUCGCAUUCCUAUUACAGGCAUGGAUCCUUCUGUGGCGCUUUGCUUUUUUUGUGCUACAGAAAAGGAAUUUAUGUCUUUGUGUAAAUCAAUGCAAGAGGAAUUAAUUUUACCAGAAAAGCAACCAUUAUUUGAACUGUGUACAGAGCGUUUGGCACACUGGUCAUCAGCAGAUGAUGCUGUUUCGGAAGCAAUAGCAGCUUCCAGUUUUGUGGACUUUGAGCACAUUGAACGUCAGUACGACACAUCUGAUGAAGACUUUGAACUACUUGGUUGACGUCAACCUAAUCCAUUUAUUAUUGCGACAAGAUGCGAAACAAUUAAAUAUUACACAACAGUGUUUUUAAAAACGUUUUGUAUUUCUGAAGAUAUGCAGUACGAAGUUAAAACAUACUCAUACGAUGCAAAAAAUAUGUGUAUAUAUUUUAUGUAUAUGUACAUUUGUGUUUGCGUGUGUGUAUGCAUGUGUGUAUACACACGCGCGCGCGCGUACGUACAUACAAAAUUAAAUAAUUAAAUUGUGCAUAUAAUAUAUAUACACAUUUAUAUUUAUAUUUAAAUACUUUGUACAUAUGCGUAUAAUAUUUAGGUUUAUACAUUUAUGCAAUAUUAUAAGCGUCAAUCCUUUGCGUUUGUGCUUUAUUGAGAUCUUUGUGUCAUUCUGAGGUAUUACAUUGAUUAUCAUUUUCAUUUGAUUACACAUGUAAUAUUUUUAAAAUAAAAGUGUGAAUUAGAUACUUUUUUAAGAUUUUUGAAUACAGAUGGCUAAGAACUCUUUAAAAAUACCGCGAUUUUAAGAGCUUAUAUCUGUAAAAAUAUUAAGUACUAAGAGAAAUUAAAACUAUAUAUACGAGUAA
This is a messenger RNA of Solenopsis invicta (red fire ant), 2168 nucleotides long. It is a transcript of the gene Atg4a, whose product is annotated as cysteine protease ATG4B. The transcript has 10 exons. Gene Ontology annotation, molecular function: protein-phosphatidylethanolamide deconjugating activity. Bases 317 to 1588 code for a protein of 423 amino acids. The record is from RefSeq and is a predicted model, not a curated record. Lineage: Eukaryota; Metazoa; Arthropoda; Insecta; Hymenoptera; Formicidae.